Messenger RNA from Aspergillus thermomutatus, 1416 nucleotides. RefSeq names its product SUN domain-containing protein. NCBI's taxonomy places the organism in Eukaryota, Fungi, Ascomycota, Eurotiomycetes, Eurotiales, Aspergillaceae. The record is from RefSeq and is a predicted model, not a curated record. Bases 1 to 1416 code for a protein of 471 amino acids. The transcript is spliced from 3 exons.
AUGAGAAUUGAUAUGGUUUCCGGCGCGUCUGCGCUGCUGUGGUUCGUCGCCAGCGUCGAGGCAUCCAAGCAUGCCCAUCUACACCACUCGAGACAUCAACACGGCAAUAUCCACUCGGUUGCUGAAGCGGGAGCGCCAUUGGAGAAGAGAGGAGGGCAGUGCGAGUUCCCGUCCGAUGCCGGUUUAGUCGCGGUGACUCCGAACAUGAAGAACGCCGGUUGGGCGAUGAGUCCCGAUCAGGCCUGCGAGCCGGGCAACUACUGCCCGUACGCUUGUCCCCCCGGCCAGGUGUCGAUGCAGUGGGAUCCCGAUGCGACCUCGUAUUCCUACCCCAUGUCCAUGAAUGGCGGUCUCUAUUGCGAUGAGGACGGUAAGAUCAAGAAGCCCUUCCCCGACAAGCCGUACUGCCAGGACGGCACGGGUGCUGUGGGCGCGAAGAACAAGUGCAGCAAGCAGGUUGCUUUCUGCCAGACUGUGCUGCCUGGGAAUGAGGCCAUGUUGAUCCCCACUCUGGUCGAGGAAAUGGCUACUCUUGCCGUGCCGGACCUCAGCUACUGGUGUGAAACGGCCGCUCACUUCUAUAUCAACCCUCCUGGCUAUGACACUGAGACCGCUUGUGUCUGGGGUACUUCUGCCAGCCCCAUCGGUAACUGGUCACCUUAUGUUGCUGGCGCAAACACCGACGGAGACGGCAACACAUUCUUGAAGAUCGGAUGGAACCCCAUCUAUCUGGAGCCCGCCACGCCCUUCCGCGACGUCGUCCCAGAAUUUGGUGUCGAGAUCGAGUGCGAGGGCAGCGGUUGCAACGGUCUUCCAUGCAAGAUCGACCCCGAGGUCAACGGGGUCAACGAGAUGAUCGGCAGCUCCUCCGUUGGAGCCGGAGGCGCCACUUUCUGUGUGGUGACGGUCCCCAAGGGCGAAAAGGCCAACGUUGUCGUCUUUGAAAAGUCCGGCAGCAGUAGCGGCAGUGAGAGUUCCCACUCCACAACCGUGGCAGCCUCCACGACCUCGCAACCCAGCUCGAGCAGCACAUCCACCUCGUCCAGCAAAGCGUCCUCCAGCACGUCGACUCGUGCUUCGUCAUCCUCCUCAGAGGCCUCCGAAACAGACGCGAGCUCGAGCUCGAGCUCGAGCGCCACUGUCACACCCUCUGCCAGCGGCGACCUCAGCUCAUCGGCCAUGGCGUCCAGUGCCGGACAAGCUUCGGAAUCGGGGGUAUUCUCGUACACGUACAAGCCUCAUGUGUUCGUCGAGCAGUCGGCCUCGGUGGAGGCCAUGGCAGCGGAAACGGCUGGUUCGGCACAAGCCACUGCCACCCGGACUUCCAAGGAGAAGGAGGGCGGCGCUGCCGAUCUGGCUGUCUCCGUGCUGACUCUAGGGAUGGGCGCGGUGGCGGCGAUCAUGAUGAACCUGUAG